AGCCCCUUAGAUACUGGAACACUGCUAUCAUGUCACCCCUAGUCCUUUUCAUUCAACUAGACAUACCCAAUUCCUGCAACCAUUCAAGAUGUGCUGUGGUUAUUUUGAACGCAUCUUGAAUGAUACCAAAUUUUGGGAGAGAAGCAAGGUGGCAGGUUCCUGGGAUGUAGAAAGUUACCUGGGAAUGCAAUUCUUUCCCCUACAUUAACCUUCCUACCUUCAGUGCUGGGGCAGACACAUAUGUAAUGUACAUAUAUAAUGUCAGUUGAGCUAUUUGGGAAGAACAGCCUAGGAAUCCAGGACCAUAAGCAGUCUCCAGGACAGCACCUUUUUGCAAUCCUCACCAGAGUUCUGAUUUACAAUCUGAAGCAGCAGGAUCUACUCUCUGCCUUUGUCAUAGCUGUCACUCUGCUGCUUGCUUCUCAUUGCAUCCUUUGCCAGAUUGACAGCAACGGUGCGGGGAGGAGGGGGGAGGGUGAGAAAUUGGAAUAUGAGUGGUUAGGGAGGGUUUGGCUUUGAAGCAGAGGAGAUUUUACCGAGGAAGUUACGGAAACGAUGUCUGCUCCAGGGAAAGAGCCAGAGCAGAGGAAGACAACUGUGGACAAGGCAGAGGGAUCCCACAGAGGACCCAGGCAGCCCCAAUCACUGGUGCUUGUCCAAAGGUUGUAGGAGAAUGGCCUGCGGUGCCAACUGGGAAAAACCCCACACUCCCCACAUGGGGAGUUGGACACUUGGGAGAAGUAGAAGAACCUUCCGCAGGGCCAAACAAGGUAAGGGGAGAUCGCUGGAAGGCCUGAUGCCCUAUUAGAUGGGAGGACCAGACCGACUGGAGAACCCCAAGUUCCAUCUCCAGCAAAGCAGCAGAGCAGCUAAGAGAUUCCAGGCCCUGGAAGUAUGGAACCCUCCCAUUCAGGGAGCCGUUGCCAUGCCUCCCAACCCUGCAGCCCCACUGUGCUUGCAACUCCACCAAUGGCUCUGCCCGCUGCCUGAGCAGCUACCACUCCUGCAAUUGCCCUGCCAAUGGCUGCCCUGCUAGCACAGGCCCCACCCCUGGGCCUGGGGGAUUGCCCUCCACCACUCCUGAUGGUUAAGUUCGAUGGGAUGCCAAAGCACUGGCCUAUUUCCUAACUCAAGUUAGGCGUUACAUGGGAACGCUAUGGGGCCAUGUACCCAGACAAUGCUGCCUCCAUUGACUAUGUGGUCUUGUUGCUAGAUGGAGAUGCGACGGAAUGGCUGGUGGCCUUCCACGAUGAUGCGCAGGAACUGGGGCAUUUUGAUACAUUCGUGAGAAUCUUACAGCAAGGGUUUGAAGACCCCUACACAAAUUAAUGAGCUGAAACCCACAUUCGAAAUAUCAGGCAAGGGAAGUGAUCAGUGGCAGAGUAUAUCCAGGAGUUCUGCAGACUAGCCAGCUGGUUGGGAGAGUGGCCCCAAUGCCUGCUGAUAAUCUACUUAACGAAGAGUUAUACCACACUUGCUUUUCCCGAGGGGUACCACGAAGUCUCCAGGCAUGCUACCUGCUGGCCAGUGAGGUGGAAAUCGACCUAGAUGAAUUCCAUGAACGCACAGGGAGAAACAGCCACAGAUACCCUAAUCCUGAAAGGUGAGGAGCACAAAAAGGGGGUAGAGGGGGCUCAUCUCCUUCAAAAAGCUCCAAAUCCCAAUGGAGCUUAAUUGCAUGUUUCUGCUGCGGCAAAGAUGGGGCACCCAAGCGCAUUAUCUCAGACCGUGGCAUCCAAUUUACUUUUAGUUUUUGGCAGGAGUUCCUAAAGGUGUUAGGUACAGCUCAGGGGCUAAGCUCCUCUUUCAGACCAAUGGAGGCUGAGAGAACUAAUGGCAUGUUGCAGCAGUACCUCCAUUGUUACAUUAAUUACCAGCAAGACUAUUGGGCCCAACUCCUGCUCUUUGCUGAAGUUGCCUACAAUAAUUCAGUGCACAGUAGCACAGGUUUCACCCUUUCUGGGUGACCACAGGCCUGGACACUUUGUCCCUAUGCCAGAACUGCCCCAGCACAGACCCCUGCAUGUAUCAUUAGCUGAGUGCGUCAAAGCCUGCAGAAUACUUAGCCCAUGGUCUGCAAAGCUCUAGAUGAAGUAUAAAAAACAAGCUGACAAGAAGAGAGCACCUCAAAAGGAGUUUAGGAGAUACCUCUUCACUAGUUCUAACAGUCACUAUAACCCUGAAGAAAACUAAAUUCAAAAUAUGUAGUCUUUUUCCAUCACUAGGGUCAUAAACCUGGUGACAGUUGAGUGAAAUGAACCAGGAAUCUUUCCUUGCUAAUUAAACAAGUGGGAUAGAGGACAUUCUUAACACUUGAGCCCUUCAUUUCCCUGCAAGCUGAAGCACUGCUGGCGAUCUAAAAUUCUGACUAUAAAUACUACACAAAAGCUGCUUUAGGACAAUUUUUUCAGUUGCUCUAUCUGCUGUUUAGAAAGCUACUUGUUUCACAAGCCUUGGAUUAUUCCACCCACUUCUUGCUGCUUCCUCUGGCAUUUCACCCAGCCUGCAGGAUACCACAUAGAAGAGCUUUUACAAUCCUGCUUGCCCAGUUGCAAGACACCCAAUGUAUGUUCAGAAGCAGUUUUGUGUUUCCCAGGAGCCCAGUCUUUGCCAAUGUCCCAGUCAGUGAUUUGCCAACCAACUGUCUCCUCAGUAAGCCAGUCCUCAGAAGGCAGUUGGGCCAGCGGGAGAUAUGAGUGCUGUUUGGACUGUCCCAUGUGUAAGUAAAUCUCUGGUUCUAAUAUCUGUGGGGAGUAGCCAGCUGAGAAGGAAGGAAUGAGACCUUGUGAACUAGUUUUUUCUGAAAUAAGACUGGAUUUCUGGGUUAUUUCCAGUAAGUGGACUUCCCAACCUGGUGCUUUCAACAUAGGUUGAUACUAAAUCCCAUCCUGCUCAGCCAUUAUGACCAAGAUGGUUAAACAAGCAAAACCUUUCUAAUUGGAGAAUUGUCAGUGGAGAAGAGGAUGUGAGGGGUCCUUGGUGCUCUCUGAGCUUGGUUGUUUUUAUGCAGAUGUUUCAUUGCCCAAACUAGAUAUCAUCAAUGCUAGUUAAGGAGUGGGGUUUGCUUUCAAAGAAGUGGGUGUUUCUCAUUUCAUUCAUUGUGCCUUCAUUCACGACUGAGGUCAUGCUGUUGUUAUGUCAACAACUGCAGAUAUAGGAUUCUCUUUUAAGGUUUCUCGGAAAUAUAAAAAAUUAUGUAGGAAUCUGGCUUUUGAGGUCAGGACUUUGUUAGACAUUGGCAAAAAAAAUUAACUAUAAACAAUAUUUUAAUUUUAAAUAUCAAGACACCAGCUCAAUUCUCUUUCUUGUUUUGAACAGCUGACAUUCUCAAAGAUGUUUGAAGGGGAUUAACUGCUAACUUUAUUAUGUUGAAAGUUACCCACCUUGUCUUAAAAGUAUAUUGGGAAUGAAGGCAAAUAUAUGUGCCUGAGGAUAAUGUUACAGGAUCCAAUCUGAGUUGGUCACCAGGACCAAAGUUUUAUUCUUCCAAGCUUUUGGACUUGUGCUGGAGCCCAUCCUCAGGGAAACUUCUCUCUCUCACAAUGGUCACAAAUCCACAAGUCUUAAAGUUGCCAAGUUUGGAGACCUCACUUCUAAGGCAGCCCUGCCAAAAUAGGGCUUUUACUCUCCAGAACCACGAGGAUAUAUGUGAAAGGGUUGCAAAAACUGCCCCCCUCAAGUUUACCAUCAUCUAAUCCAGUACAGUUUUUAUUGUGUUGUGAUUUUUUUUUCUCUGAGGGAGCAAAAAGGAACAGCAUAUGACCAUCUCCAUUUCUGAAGUCUGCUUUUCAGCUGACAGGGUCGCUGGUGAUCAUAGUUUAUUACAGAACACAGUCAACCAGUCACUCUCUUAUCCAAGAAGGAUUGGCUAAGUGAGGACUUAGUGGCAAGGAUUACAUGUCUGGACAAUGGAGGACAGCAUUUUCUACCUACUUCUAUUGAUCUUUGCUUCCAUGUGCAUGUUUAUGUUGCUUGGCAGGUUGUGUUGGAAUUUGCUGCCCGGUGAUUCUGAGCUGCUACGUGGCACGCAAAUAUGGAGAACACUGUUGCUUGGCAGUGGUGCCUGGUGGCAUGACUGCACUCCGAACACACAUGCGGGUCUCCUAUGGCAUUCCGUGAUGAAUGACAUCAUUGGGGGCAUAUUCAAUAAAAAUUUUAUGGAUGAGCUAUUUAAGCCACAGGAACUCUAUUCCAGGAAAGCCCUAAGGACAGUUUUCGAGCGGUUGGUUCAUGCCUCCAUCAUGAGACUGAAUGCUCCCAGUAUGGAUAAGCUUUAUGAUCUAAUGACUAUGGCUUUCAAGUACCAAGUUCUCCUCUGCCCUCGACCCAAGGACCUUCUGCUCAUCACUUUCAACCACCUGGAUGCCAUUAAGGAUUUUGUCUAUGAAUCGCCCAAAAUUCUGAACCAAAUUGAUGUUACCUUUCACAAGUUCAUUGAUACCUACAUCUUGCUCUCUGCUGGGGAACUUCAGCUUAUCCGACAAACGCUGCUCAUCUUUUUCCAGGACAUACAUAUCAGGGUUUCCAUUCUCUUAAAAGAUAAAGUGCAGAAUUCCAAUGGCCAUUUUGUGCUGCCAACCUCAAGUUCUGUUCCUUGGGGAACAGAGAUCCCUGGACUCAUCAGACUUUUUAACAGUAAAGGAGAUGAAAUUCAGAGGAUCGAAUUCAGCAGUGGAGGAAAUUAUGUUCUUCCAUAUCGGGAAGGUUCAUUUGACCUUCAUGGAGACAGAGUCAUUAGACUGGGAACAAACAUAUACAGCAUCAGCCGGCCUGUAGAGACAGAUGUAUCAGGGGCCAAAAACUUGGCAUCUCAUGCUAAGGAGAACACUGCUCCCAACCCUCUUGCUAAAGAAGAGCUGAAUUUAUUAGCCAGGCUGAUGGGUGGCUUGGAGAUCAAGAAGCCCCUAGUCAAGGAGGCUGGUUUUCGUCUGAAUCUUUUCACUACUGAUGAGGAGGAAGAACACGCUGCCCUGACUCGUCCAGAGGAGUUAUCUUGUCAAGUUAUCAAGAUACAUGCAGGCCAGGACCAGCAACGGAAUGAGAAGCUGGAUCACAUCAUGGGGGAAUUUGAGAUGUCGGAACAGCAAAGUGAGACAAGCAGCAAAGGAUGUGAUAUGUUGGCAAUGAUGGAUAAGCUAUGACCCUCAGCUGUGAAGAGCCAUGCAGCUUUAAUGCAGAGGAAUGCUAGGAUACCCAGCUUGAUUAGAAGACCUAAGUCUGAUAGAACAGAAUGGAUUCUUAAGCUACUCACUUUUUCUUAGCACAUGAAAUUUGGGAACUGUCUGAGAUCCAUUUAACAGUUCUUUUCUCUGGCAUUAGGGAAAUGUGGGCACACAUGUCAGAGGAUACUCUAUUGGAUAGCAGUUUUGUUCCUGUGCUAUUAGUAACUCUGUUCAUGUUAGCUACAGUUAAAAAAGAAAUCCCAUAAAUCCCCCAGGUAAGUUCUGUAAAUAAAAAUACAUACUAUGAAGUAACAAUUUAUGUUACCCAUAAAAGCUAAGUUUACAAUGAUAGUGCAGCUAUUCUUUUUAGCUGCAGCUGUAAAUAAGACAACCUUCUUUAUUGCAGUAUUCACUCCAGGAAGUUUUUGUAAUCAAAAUCUGAUUAAAGAAAGUUACUGCUCUCCCAGA
Crotalus tigris (Tiger rattlesnake) is the source of this 5630-nucleotide messenger RNA. It is a transcript of the gene OSCP1, whose product is annotated as organic solute carrier partner 1. The record is from RefSeq and is a predicted model, not a curated record. The transcript is spliced from 10 exons. Gene Ontology annotation, cellular component: plasma membrane; cytoplasm. Gene Ontology annotation, biological process: transport. NCBI's taxonomy places the organism in Eukaryota, Metazoa, Chordata, Lepidosauria, Squamata, Viperidae. The coding region runs from base 3909 to 5141 and encodes 410 amino acids.